CAAAUCCGGUCCUUUCCACUAUCCAUGACCCUUAUUCUAUUUCCUUCUUUCUCCCUCGCAGCUCCCACAUCAAAACCUCCCUCCUAAUCUCAAAUCCGGCCAGCUUCACCGCCACCGCGUUCUCUUGGUCUCACGAUCAAAUCGAAGAACCAUGAGUUACCUAUUGACGACAUUGACAAAGAAGCAAGAGGUGGAUUCGAUCAUCAGAUCCACCAUCGACAAGGUCCUCGUCCUCCGCUUCGGCCGCGCUUCCGAUUCCGUCUCUCUUCUUCUCGACGACGUUCUCGCCAAAUCGGCCGGCGACGUCUCCAAGUUCGCAACCGUGGCACUCGUCGAUGUCGAUUCCGACGACAUUCAGGUCUACCUCCAUUACUUCGACAUCACUUUGUUUCCCUCCACCAUUUUCUUCUUCAACGCCCAUCAUAUGAAGAUGGAUUCCGGAACUGCUGAUCACACCAAAUGGAUCGGCGCGUUUCGGACGAAGCAGGACUUCAUUGAUGUCGUGGAGGCGAUUUUCAGAGGAGCGAUGAAAGGGAAGCUAAUUGUGAACUGCCCCUUGCCGCCGGAACGAAUUCCGAGAUACCAGUUGUACUAUAAGGAUGUGUAGACGUUGAAAAUGUGAUGAAGUUGUGAGAUUGUAUUUUUUGUUAAUAUGAGAAAUUAAACGCCUUGUCUUUGUUUCUAUCUGCUUUUGUGGAUUGGGAUUUGGAAGCAGAGCCUCCUAUUAUUUCAUAGAGAAAGGUAUGCUUUACUCUGUUUGCCUAAGGCAUGUCAA
Molecule: messenger RNA, 775 nt
Organism: Rosa rugosa (rugosa rose)
Lineage: Eukaryota; Viridiplantae; Streptophyta; Magnoliopsida; Rosales; Rosaceae
Exons: 1
Coding region: 152-607 (151 amino acids)
Biological process (GO): mRNA splicing, via spliceosome
Cellular component (GO): U4/U6 x U5 tri-snRNP complex; spliceosomal complex; U5 snRNP
Source: RefSeq, a predicted model, not a curated record